This is a messenger RNA of Hypanus sabinus (Atlantic stingray), 1012 nucleotides long. It is a transcript of the gene calca, whose product is annotated as calcitonin/calcitonin-related polypeptide, alpha. The record is from RefSeq and is a predicted model, not a curated record. The transcript is spliced from 5 exons. The coding region runs from base 107 to 487 and encodes 126 amino acids. Gene Ontology annotation, molecular function: calcitonin receptor binding; hormone activity. NCBI's taxonomy places the organism in Eukaryota, Metazoa, Chordata, Chondrichthyes, Myliobatiformes, Dasyatidae. Gene Ontology annotation, cellular component: extracellular region.
GUUGGAUAUAAAAGGAUGAACACUGAGCACCCAACAGCCAAGCUAAAGCCAAGUUAAGGAAGAAACUUGCUUUCUUAUUUCUUCUCAAAAUCGAGUCUCAAGAAGCAUGGUUCUCCUUAGAAUCUCCGCUUUCCUUGUGGUUUACGCUGUUUUCACAUGUCAGAUAAACGGCUCCCACGCAGUCCCACUCAGAGCUAUGCUGGAGGCAUCAUCAGACAGGGUGGUGCUCAAUGACUACGAGGUCCAGCGACUACUGAAUGCGCUCGUAAAGGAAUUCGUGCAGCUGAUGGCGGAGGAAAUGGAGCAACAAGUACCUGAGGCCAACAGUGUACCUAUGGAGAAACGAGCCUGCAAAACAGCCACCUGUGCGACUCACCGCCUGGCUGACUUCCUAAGCCGGACGGGGGGCAUCGGAAGCAGUGACUUCAUCCCAACCGAUGUAGGGGCCAAUGCCUUCGGAAGGCGAAGAAGGAAUGCACAGAUGUAGAUUAUUCAGGGAACUGGCAGACAAUAAUAACUGACGAGGCAAAGUUCUUUCACUCCCGAUUAGAUGUCGCUUGGCUCGCUUUCUUCAUCGCCGAAGCUCAGAGAACAACAAAGCUUGAAAAUGUUUACUCAUAUCGUUUUAAUGUUACCAUCUCAACUUUAGUUUUGCUCCAAUCCUUAUCCUGUUAAUCCUUGUUCCUAUUAUAUGGAUUACUUCCUAAAUGUAUCGUGUAGCAAAACGUAAGUUUUACACCACAUCACAUUUUAUAUCCAUCUAUAUUUGAAAUAAAAGUGAUGGUGUGUAUAUUAAGUUAUUUAAUUAUGCUUGGGCACAGUGUGCAAUGUGACUUCCAGCUCUGUGCUAUUAGAACUUGGUCUCGACAGGAUUCUUCAGUAUCUCGGGGAUAUGGUAAAUGUUGCCUCUCAAGGCAUGUAUGUAAUAUACUGUGUGUUGUGCCUUGAUGUAAAACGCUAUAAAUUACAUGAUUGUACAGUAUAUUAAUGACACCAUAAAUAUUGUAUUAAA